Zychaea mexicana is the source of this 721-nucleotide messenger RNA. RefSeq lists its product as uncharacterized. The coding region runs from base 1 to 405 and encodes 134 amino acids. The record is from RefSeq and is a predicted model, not a curated record. The transcript is spliced from 3 exons. Lineage: Eukaryota; Fungi; Mucoromycota; Mucoromycetes; Mucorales; Lichtheimiaceae.
AUGACAACACCAACACCGCCAUCAACCCUUCGGCUUCGGCUAGUGACACCCCACUUCCUGUUGCCUACCCUCCCCUGCUCCGAGAACAAUGCUUCUGUCGCUGGUGAUUCGGUAAAGCGACCACGUACCAAAAACUGGGACAAAGAAGAAGACCUCCAGUUGGUUAGUGCUUGGUUGCAAGUCAAUACCGAUCCCGAUGUAGGCAACGAUCAGAGUGAAAAAAGUGGCAAGACAUCAGGAGAUAAGGAGUAUGAUCGUAAAGCUCCCAAAAAUCUGAAGAUCUUCAAGUUGAAGCAUCGCUGGGAUGCCUUGAAGGACCAGCAGAAGUGGAAGGCAUUCUGCGACGACGGAAAGAACGUCCCCAAGGAAGAUAGCGAUUUGGACCAGAGGCCAAUUGGUAGCUAGCAAGCCAAGGCCCAGAAAAGGUGCUGUACUGAAGAGGAUGACGAUGAGCUCGAGAAGGUGCAGAUUGAACUGGCUCGCGUUCAAAGCGUCCUCAGCGAAAAAAUUGGCGAGAAGCAUCGCGAAGCUUGCUCGUAGCGCCAAGAAGAUGGCUGACCAUGCGGAGUGGAUGCGCACAUACACAAUUAUGAGCGUGAAUUUGUCAACGUUGUCUGCUGCUCAACGUGAGAAUUAUGAAUCACUGCAGCAAGAGAUUAUUGCCAACAGACGCAAUGGGAGGGUAGAAGGGCAUAGUGAGGAAGAAGAAGAAGAGGAGGAG